AGACAGCGAGAGACAGAAACAUCACAUCACAUCACUGCCGCUGAAAGGAAGCACAACAACGAUGGAAUUUCAACCAGAGGCGUAAUUUUUUGUUUUGUUUUUGUUUUUUUUUGUUUUUUUUGGGGGGGGAGGGGGUUUGAAUUACUUCUUUGAUUUCUUUAGCAUUUGUCAUUUGUACGCUUGGGUAACUUUUACUUUUUUGUUACACGUUGUGCCGGAUGCUGAGAUGCGCACAAAGUGACAGACAGCGCUCCUCGUGUCUUCUUCUGCCCCCUUAUCAAAACGCAAUGAAAGACGACUUUGCAGACGAGGAGGAAGGACAGUCUUUUGGAUACAAGCGCUUUGCCAUCCAGGAGGGCACCCAGUGCACCAAAUGUAAGAAGGAAUGGGCGCUGAAGAGCUCCAUAGCCUUGCUCUAUGUGCUGUGUACGCUCCUCACCAUAGCCGUUGCCGUACUCGGAUAUAAAGUGGUGAAAAGAGUCGACAGCGUGUCUGAAGGCAUCGCCAACUACGGGGGGAAGAUUAUCGCGGUGGAGACGGACUUGAAAAAGCUAGAUGAUCAAAGUGGGGAAAAAUCUGAGAACGCCACCACAGCAAUCCAUGCCUUCAAGGGGAAGGUGUGGGCCCUCCAGAGGCAGCUGUCCAGCAUGGAGGAGCACCUCCUCGGCGACCAGGUCAAGCUGAGCCAGCUGCAAAACCUCGGCUCGGAAAUCCAAAGUGGUCAGGCCUACGUCCGAGGUCUGUUGGACGGCAACACGGCCGCCUUGCGCUUCGUCAACGGCACCCUGCACACGUACGGCAGUGUCCUGGGGGGUCUGCGGGACGACACGACCCGGCUGCAGCGAGAACUCCAGCAGCAAGUGAAACUCCAGAACCAGGUCUUGCUGAGCGUCGGUGGCCUGAACCUCACGCAGGCGCAGCAGCGCGUCCUCAUCGAGGCUCUGCACCGCUCCGUGGACGACAGCAGUCAGAAUAUCCAGAAAGUCCGCAAUGACUUCCAAAGCCUGGAGCAGACCACCAGACAGACGCGCUCUGAUACCGAGUGGCUUCGGAGUAAAGUGGACAACCUGCACGUUCUGGCAACUAAUGCCUCGGCGCUUUCCAAAGCCAACAACGAUAGCCUGGAGGAGGUCGGAUCCCAGCUGUCGUUUGUGUCCGGCCAGUUGCAGAACACCAGCAGCUUGGCAGACGUCCACGACCAGUCCCUGAAGGAGAUCCUGGACCGGCAGAGGGACUUCACCAACCUUACGUCAUCCAAAUUCGAGCGUCUGGAGGUGCGGCUGGACGAGUCGGAGCAGAACCUAGACCGGGUGACCGGCAACGUCAGCUUCACCACACAGCUCCUGGGCGCCAUCAACCUCAACCUCAACGCCGUCCGCGGAUGCUCCGAAACGGUCGGCCGCCACUCAGACUUGCUGCUGAGCCUCAACGGCAGCGUGGCCGACGUGAGGGUGGACGCGGCCGGAAUGCGAUCCCAGCAGGAGGACCUGGCGGCGCGCUUGGAUAAGGAGGUUACCAGCCUCUCCAUUAUCAUGGAGGAGAUGAAGCUUGUGGACACCAAGCACUCCCAGUUGAUCACCAACUUCACAAUCCUACAGGGUCCUCCUGGUCCCAGAGGGUCAAGGGGGGACAAAGGACCUCCGGGACCAACCGGUCAAUCAGGUCAGAAGGGCGAGAAAGGGGACAAAGGUGCCCCAGGGAUACGAGGGCCAAGAGGAGAGCAAGGUAUUCCAGGUCCACCAGGUCUACCAGGCUUAAGGGGCCUUCCAGGCGUCCCGGGCAACCCGGGGUCCAAGGGCCCCAGGGGAUCCGGGGGAAGGGCUGGACCUCCUGGAGGUAAAGGUGAGCCGGGCACAGCCGGUCUGCCCGGUAGAGACGGCCAGCCCGGUCCUCAGGGGGCACAGGGCCCACCGGGCAUCCGGGGUCCGAUAGGGCCGGCCGGAGAGCAGGGGACAAGGGGACUGCAAGGACCAGUGGGGCCUCCGGGGCCUACGGGACCACCGGGACCACCUGGAGUUCCCAUACGGGGAGUUGUCAAAACCUUGGUUCCGGUGUCUCUUCAAUAUGAGACAGUCGCUCCGACACCGCAGGCCCCAGGUUGUCCACCUGAGUGGCUUCACUACAGGGACAAGUGCUACUUGUUCUCCAAAGACCCACACAGCUUCGAUGACGCAAAGGCCGCUUGUGAACUAAACUCUGCUUCCUUGUUGAUCAUCCACGACAUGGAGGAACAGAAAUGGCUGCAGACGCAGACGACCGGCAAGGGUUACUUCUGGAUGGGUCUGACCGACCGGGCGGAGGAGAACGUUUGGCGCUGGCUGGACGGCAGCCGACCAGCUUUCACGAAGUGGAAGCCCGGCCAGCCCGACAACUGGGGUCACGGCCACGAGAGCGGCGAGAACUGCGCGGGCCUCAUCCACGAAGGCCUGUGGAACGAUUUCUUCUGUGAAGACCUCAUAAGCUACAUUUGCCAGAAGCAACACACGGAGACGCCAGGGAGCUCGUAGCAGUGACGGCGGGAAGGGGAGGGGGGGGGGGUGGGCAGCUAGACCGGACUCCACGUGGGUUGUGGUCCACCACAAAGGGACGCAUUUGAGACUCGAGCGGCUUGAGUGCAAUACAGCAUCGCAUCCAAAGAAAGGACAAUCUGUUUAUAUAUAUAUACUGUAUUUUUUACAAACCUACCAAGUGAUUGAAAUAUAUUUUAGCGUACAACUGAAUAUCUGAAUGUAUAUUUCACUAUGCAGUUUAUUAGGAAAUGAGCGAUUCCUUAAAUACAAAAAAAAAUUACAUGCUUUUCAUUCAUUCUUAAAAUUGUUUUCUGAUGUGAUUAAAAGGUACCAAAUUAUA
Messenger RNA from Phycodurus eques (leafy seadragon), 2850 nucleotides. Its product is annotated as collectin-12-like. The transcript is spliced from 10 exons. NCBI's taxonomy places the organism in Eukaryota, Metazoa, Chordata, Actinopteri, Syngnathiformes, Syngnathidae. The record is from RefSeq and is a predicted model, not a curated record. The coding region runs from base 219 to 2507 and encodes 762 amino acids.